Elaeis guineensis (African oil palm) is the source of this 1038-nucleotide messenger RNA. Its product is annotated as plastid division protein PDV2. The record is from RefSeq and is a predicted model, not a curated record. Gene Ontology annotation, biological process: chloroplast fission. NCBI's taxonomy places the organism in Eukaryota, Viridiplantae, Streptophyta, Magnoliopsida, Arecales, Arecaceae.
CUGACGAGCGCGAGAGAAAAAGAAGCCUGGAACGCGCCAUUUGUCUUCUUCUCGUAGCUUCCUCUCGACCAGAACUGGGAGGGAGGGGGGAGGAGUCGAGUGCUAUGGAGGGAGAGGAGAUAGGGCUGGUGCUGGCCCGAGCGUCGGAGCUUCGUGCCAAGAUCAGCAACUGCAUCGAUCUGAGCGGCGGCGAAGCAGAUCCCGGCGUCGGAGGAAUGGCGGAGACGGCGGAGGAGGAGGAGGAGGAGGAAGAAGAAGAAAGUCUCCGCAGUAUCAGUGAUGCCCUUGAGUCACUGGAGCGGCAGCUCGCGGCCUUCCAAGCUCUGCAACAGCAACAAAGAUAUGAGAAAGAAGUGACUCUAGCUCAGAUUGAUCGCAGCCGAAUGGUAUUACUUAGAAAACUUAAGGAGUAUAAAGGGGAGGACUUGGAAGUGAUUCAUGAAGCAGCAGCCUUUGCUGGUGAAACUGUUGAGCAUGAUGAUGGACUCCUCCUCCCUCCAUACCCAAGUCACCUACCUGACUUGUUUGUUCUGGAUGAUCUCCAUCCUUCUUCACACUUCGCUACUAAGUGCAAGCAAUCUCAAAAGCAGUGCAUGGUUGAAUCAGAAAAGAACCAGAGCUCGCACCAGGGGAGCAGAAACUCACCAAGGGGAAUAACAUAUCUCUUUGGAUUGGUAGCUAAAUCAUUGAUAACGUUUGCUAGUGUCGUGUCUAUUCUAAGAUUAGCUGGUUACAAGCCAAUGCCUGGAAAAGGAGCCAUUCCGUUCAAGGCCCUGGAGUUGUUUGGCAAGCCAGCAAGCGAGGAAAGGCACGGUUCUAUUCAGUGCCCACCUGGGAAAGUUCUGGUGAUUGAAGAUGGGAAGCCCCAUUGUCUUGUUAAAGAGCGAGUUGCAAUUCCAUUUGAGUCAGAUGUUACAGGUCCAAAAGUAAGUUAUGGAUUUGGAUGAGAGUGUUGCAUACCCCACUUGUAAAUUCUUUGGAUCAGUAGCUAGAAGUUCAUUUUGUUAUCUUAUGCUUCUUUAGUAGAUAGCUUUUGUU